This is a messenger RNA of Rotaria sp. Silwood1, 1788 nucleotides long. The record is from the annotation of a GenBank genome assembly. Lineage: Eukaryota; Metazoa; Rotifera; Eurotatoria; Philodinida; Philodinidae.
AUGUCGUCAUCAUCUCAGUUUGAAAAAGUAUUGCCCAAUGAAUUGAUAUUAUUGAUAUUUGAAUAUUUAAAUGCUUAUGAUUUAUUUAAAUCCUUCUACAAUCUGAAUAGAAGAUUUAAUAAUUUAAUUCAUUCUAUACCUUUAUAUCAUAUCGAUUUGAAUAAUAUUGAACGAAAAGCAACAUUAGAUUAUUAUCAGCAUUCAGUUAUACCAAAAAUUCAAUAUCAACAAAAUGAACCAGCAAUUGUUUUUGAUAUGAAUGAUGAUAGAUGCCAUUGUAUGAGAAUUCUCAAUCAAUUAAAACUAAUGAAUUUAAUAUCAUUAAGAAUAAAAAACUUGAAUGCAGAGAAUGGCAUUUAUUUAUUAUCAAUGUUACCAAUGUUUAAACAACUAACGUUCUUAUGCAUUCAAUCAAAAGUUGAUUUAAAUUUAAAACAAUUUUUACAAAUAAUUACCAUGACUUCAUUAAAACAAUUUCAACUUUUGUUUUCUAAUUAUUAUUAUCCUUCAUAUGAAUCAAUAGAAUCACAAAUAACAUUAUCAAAUAUUGAAUAUUUAUGUAUCUAUAGAUAUUUUCGAAUUACACAACUUCAAGAAUUACUUCGAUAUUUACCAAAAUUAAAAAAAUUGUUUAUAUAUAUUAGAUCUAGUGGUUAUUCAACGUCUGUUAAUAAUAAUCUUCAUCAAUUUGUACCAAAUUUAAACGAUUUACAAUUAUUUGUACAAGAAUUAGACUUUGAUGAAUUACAAUUAUUACUACAUCCAUUAUCUCAACAAUUAAAGCGUUUAGCAAUAUCUUGUUGGUCAUACCAAUAUAGCGAUGGUCAAAAAUGGGAAAAUUUUUUAAAAUCAUUUUUAUUAUUAAAGCAUUUUCAUUUGGAUAUCACUUUAUCCACACUACCAUCAUAUACAAUCAAUAUGAAACAAAUAUUAUCAAAAUUUGAAACAAAAUUUUUUUUUGAUUCUCAUUGGUAUUUUGCAAUUGAUUAUAAUCCAAAAGCUGACAUAAAAUUUGUUCUCUAUUCCUUACCAUGGCCUAUUAAAUAUUUUCAUACAAUCCUAUAUAAUAUAGAAACAUUCUCAACAAUAACAAGAAUGGAUCCCAAUUAUUCGACAAAAAAUGUUCAAAACUUAUAUAUCCAAUUAUAUAAUCAAGUAUCGAAUUCAACAACCAUGGUUAAUAAAAAUGAUGGACAACGUUAUUAUUCGAAUGUUGAAUCAUUAAUUUUAAUUAAUCGUUUAUCAAAUGAUAUUGAUCAAUCAUCUAAAAUUAUUGAUGAUUUAUGUCAUACAAUCGAUUUAACAAAAAUAAAAUCAUUAAAAUUUGAUGACUUUGAUCAUUUACAAUCACCAGCUAUUAUUAAUAUCAUGAAUUUUAUACCUAAUUUAUUAGAAUUGAAAAUUAAUUUCAAAAUCUAUUUACAACAUCAAGAUUUAAUAUCAAGAAUAUCCACAAUUCAAACAUUAAUACUUUAUUUGUAUUUGAAUUUAGUUACUGAAGAUAUAUUAACAAAUUGUUUUUCACUAUUAUCAAAAAAUAUUAAAAAUUUAACAUGUAUAACAAAUGGACAAACUGAAAUAUUGACUCUAUUAAAAAUUUUAUAUCAAUUCAAAUUUUUAAAUAUAGAAAAGUUAUUAUUAAAAAUCAAUACUACAACAUUUACACAUACAUUUACAAAUGAAUUUAUUCAAUCUAUAGAUCGUUUUAUGACGAAAAUGUUUUUAGAUGAUAAAUAUGAUUUUAUGUAUAAAAUCAACGAUAAAAAACAAUUAGUUUUAUUGUUUUAA